CGGGAGUAAGAUGGCGCUGCGACCGGGCACGGGAUCUGGCGGCGACUCGGCCGCCGGAGCUGGCGCAGGGGCCACCGGGGGAGGCAGCUUCAUGUUUCCGGUUGCAAGUGGAAUAAGACCCCCUCAAGCAGGCCUAAUGCCAAUGCAGCAACAAGGAUUUCCUUUGGUCUCUGUCAUGCAACCUAAUAUGCAAGGCAUGAUGGGAAUGAAUUACAGCUCUCAAAUGUCCCAAGGACCUAUUGCUAUGCAGGCAGGGAUACCAAUGGGACCAAUGCCAGCAGCAGGAAUGCCUUACAUGGGACAAACGUCAUUCCUGGGAAUGCGUCCUCCAGGCCCACAGUAUACUCCAGACAUGCAGAAACAGUUUGCAGAAGAGCAGCAAAAACGAUUUGAACAGCAACAGAGACUCUUAGAAGAAGAAAGAAAAAGACGUCAGUUUGAAGAGCAGAAGCAAAAGCUCAGACUUCUGAGUAGUGUGAAGCCCAAGACAGGAGAGAAGACUAGAGAUGAUGCCUUGGAAGCCAUCAAAGGAAACUUAGAUGGGUUUUCCAGAGAUGCUAAGAUGCACCCUACUCCAGCAUCACACCCCAAGAAACCAGAUUGUCCCACAUCAUCUCAUUCUACUGUCACUGUCUCCCCAUCACCUGCCUUUCUUGAUGAAGAAGAAUUCAGUGACUUUAUGCAGGGGCCUGUUGAAGUUCCCAAAUGUGGGCCUUCUUCCACUUCCCAGCCUUUUCAGUCUUUCCACCCCACCACCCCAGCUGGCCAGUUGCAUACACAGAAGGUUGGGGCACAGCCUCUCCCUGCAGGUCAGAUUCCAGUGUCGUUUGCCUUACCUGGUAUCCCUGGGCAAAUUCCUUAUUUCUCUACUGCUUCAGCCUCACACAUUGUACAGAAAGCAGGCCCUUCCUUGGAGGAGAAGCUCCUAGUAUCUUGUGACAUAAGUACAUCUGGGCAGGAACGAAUUAAAUUAAAUACUUCUGAAGUUGAGCACAAAGCCCUAGGCCCAGCUUCCAGUAAGAACCAUCCCAGUUUAACAGCCAGUAGCUGGGGUGCUGUCAAUGGACGCGUAAGCGGUGCCACCACAGCAGAGGCAGAAAAGACUUCAGACCAAAACCGGUCAAUUGAGAGUGGUGUGGGAGUAUUUCCCUCACAGGAUCCCGUUCAGCCCAGAAUGCCUCCUUGGAUUUACAAUGAGAGUUUGGUUCCAGAUGCCUAUAAGAAAAUUUUAGAAACCACAGUGACUCCAACUGGAAUAGAUACCGCUAAACUUUAUCCCAUUCUGAUGUCAUCUGGACUUCCCAGGGAAACUCUUGGACAGAUAUGGGCCUUAGCUAAUCGAACUACACCUGGCAAACUUACUAAAGAAGAACUUUAUACCGUUCUCGCCAUGAUAGCAGUAACACAGAGGGGAGUCCCUGCCAUGAGUCCUGACGCUUUAAACCAGUUCCCAGCGGCUCCUAUUCCAACUUUAAGUGGCUUUCCUAUGACUCUUCCUACCCCAGUGAGUCAGCCAACUGUGAUGCCUUCAGGCCCUGCAGGCUCCACGCCUCUCAGCCUGGGACAGCCAGUCAUGGGCAUUAACCUUGUUGGACCAGUGGGUGGAGCUGCAGCUCAGGCUUCCAGUGGCUUCUUGCCAACUUACCCUGCAAAUCAGGUAAUAAAACCAGAAGAAGACGACUUUCAGGAUUUUCAAGAUGCUUCUAAGUCCGGAUCCCUUGAUGACUCAUUCACUGAUUUCCAAGAGUUGCCUGCUUCUUCAAAAACAAGUAAUUCCCAGCAGGGAAGCAGCGCCCCUUCUUUGUUGAUACCACUUCCUGGAACUAAAACAUCGGCUUCAAUGGAUAAAUAUGCUGUGUUUAAAGGAACUGCAGCUGACAAGACCUCUGAAAAUACUGUUCCAUUUGGAGAGCCUGGUGAUAAAUAUAGUGCUUUCAGAGAACUUGAACAGACAGCAGAGAGUAAAUCUUUAGGAGAAAGCUUUGCAGAAUUCAGAUGUACAGGAACUGAUGAUGGUUUCACCGAUUUUAAAACAGCCGAUAGCAUCUCACCACUAGAACUACCAACAAAAGACAAAACUUUCCCAGCAUCCUUUCCCUCAGGACCUGUACAACAGAAACAACAGACGCAAGUGAAAACUCCUCUGAACUUAGCAGACCUAGAUCUGUUUUCCUCAGUCAGUUGCAGCAAUGAGAAACCAGUGUCUUUUUCAGCUGCAUUUAGUGUAUCAAAAUCUAUUCCCACACGACCACAGCCGACAGAUUCCACUGCAACUACAACCGCACUGGCAUCGACUAAAACUUCUAGUUUGGCUGAUGAUUUUGGAGAAUUCAACCUUUUUGGGGGAUAUUCUAGUCCAGCAUCUGUUGGGGAGCAGGAUGACUUUGCAGAUUUUAUGGCUUUCAGUAAUAGCUCAGUUUCAUCUGAGCAAAAGGCAGAUGACAAAUACGAUGCCCUGAAAGAGGAAAUUAGUCCUAUUCCUCUCACAAGCACAUCAGGCAGCACAGUGAAGAGUGUACAGAACGCAGCUGCCGCGCCUUCCAAGUAUGACGUCUUCAAACAGCUUUCUCUGGAAGGAUCUGGACUAGGUGUUGAAGAACUCAGAGAUUGCACUGCUUCAGGAAAAAGUGAUGACGAUUUUGCUGAUUUCCACUCCAACAAAUUUUCUUCCAUGAACUCGGACAAAUCCCUAGGAGAAAAAGCGGUGGCCUUCAGACACACCAAAGAAGAUUCUGCUUCUGUCAAGUCCUUGGAUCUCCCUUCCAUCGGUGGCAGCAGUGUUGGCAAGGAGGACUCUGAAGAUGCACUCUCUGUUCAGUUUGACAUGAAAUUGGCUGAUGUGGGAGGCGAUCUUAAGCAUGUCAUGUCUGAUAGCUCUUUGGAUUUGCCAACAGUUAGUGGCCAGCAUCCUCCUGCUGCAGAUAUAGAGGACUUAAAAUAUGCUGCUUUUGGAACCUACAGUAGCAAUUUUGCAGUGAGCAGUCUUACAAGCUAUGACUGGUCAGACAGGGAUGAUGCAUCUCAGGGCAGAAAACUCUCUCCAUUUGUCCUCUCAGCAGGAAGUGGAUCCUCCUCAGCUGCCUCAGUUCUUCAAAAGAAGGAGACUCCAUUUGGCAGUUCUGAAAGCAUCACCACGACAUCUUUCUCCAAAGUAACAACCUUUGCAAGUGAAGGUGUUCUUCCAGAAACUACCUUCCCAGCGUUUGCCAGUUUUAAAGAUGGAAUUCUUCAGACCAGUGAGCAAAAGGACUAUGAAAGCGGGAACUAUAAAGAUUUCACAAGUCAGGACCUGCCUUCAGCUGAACAGAGCCAAGAGGUCACAAGUCCAAGCCCAGCUUCUAGCGGUGCUUCUCACGAAACCCCAAAAGAAUGUUCAGAUGAUUUUGGAGAGUUUCAAAGUGAAAAGCCCAAAAUCAGCAAGUUUGACUUUUUACUGGCCAAUUCACAAAGCAAAAUGAAAUCCAGUGAAGAAAUGAUCAAAAGUGAGCUGGCAACCUUCGACCUUUCUGUUCAAGGAUCUCACAAGAGGAGUUUGAGCCUUGGUGAUAAAGAAAUAAGCCGUUCUUCUCCUUCUCCGGCUUUGGAGCAGCCUUUCCGAGACCGUUCCAACACUCUGAGUGAGAAGCCCGCUCUGCCUGUCAUCCGUGACAAGUACAAAGAUCUGACAGGAGAGGUGGAGGAGAAUGAGAGAUAUGCGUAUGAAUGGCGGAGAUGCCUGGGGAGUGCCCUAGAUGUCAUAAAGAAGGCAAACGAUACCUUAAAUGGAAUCAGUAGUAGUUCUGUUUGCACAGAAGUAAUUCAGUCAGCUCAAGGCAUGGAAUAUUUAUUAGGUGUCGUUGAGGUGUACAGAGUAACCAAACGUGUGGAGCUGGGGAUAAAGGCCACUGCAGUGUGCAGUGAGAAACUCCAGCAGCUGCUGAAGGACAUUGACAAAGUGUGGAAUAACCUAAUUGGCUUCAUGUCACUCGCCACGCUCACGCCAGAUGAAAAUUCACUGGAUUUUUCCUCCUGUAUGCUCCGUCCUGGGAUUAAAAAUGCUCAGGAACUUGCUUGUGGGGUGUGCCUCUUAAACGUGGACUCCAGGAGCCGGAAAGAAGAGAAGCCUGCAGAAGAACAUCCUAAAAAAGCAUUCAACUCAGACACAGACAAUUUCAAGCUGGCAUAUGGAGGGCACCAGUAUCACGCCAGCUGUGCCAACUUCUGGAUCAACUGUGUUGAACCAAAACCUCCUGGUCUUAUCCUGCCUGAUUUGCUCUGAAAAGCUCCUCUAUGAAGCACCAACCAGUUUCUUUUGUUUGUUUUUCGAUCACACCCCAGGGGGGGACAGGGACCAAUUAACAGAAUGCACGUAUUACUAAGUUCAUCUCUAUAAAUCUAUAUAAAGGAUUCCCCAAAAGGUAGGGAAAAAAAAAUCUGUGGAGGUUCCAGUCAUUCCUGCAGACAAACUUUGUCCCCUAGUUUCCACUGCCAGCCUCUGGGAUUUGAGAUAAAAUUGCCCUGCCCAAAAUGCAUGUGGCACCAGAAGUUUGCCAGCUUAUCUCUAGUUCUCAUAAGAUGUUUUAAAAUAUGGACCACAAUUUUCUUUAUCUAAAGAACAAUUGCUGCUGCAAUAUUGAAACUGUGAAGAAUUGACCUUUGAAGAAAAGUAAAUUAUUGUUGUAGGACUGGAAUUGGCAGAGCUGCUUCAAGCCAGUGCUUAUUUAUAUCCAGAACACUUACUGUCCUGUGAAGUAGAACGCAUUUAUCUGCACUUAAGUUUGUUAAUAUCUGAAAUGAAUAAAAUGGGGAAAUGUGAUUAAACUGAUGCUCUUAUCCUUUUAUACAAAAAUUCUGCUCCUCUCCACUGGACAGUGGCAGGUGGGUGCGGGCAGAUUUCUCAACUUUACUGUCAGAACUGAGCCAAUUCUCUACUUUCCUUCAUUUCUAAAACUGUCAACUCAAGAAUACUUUUUCCCAAAACAUACCUGGCAGCUUUGCAGUAGAUAAGAAAGUUUAUUUUACAGAGGCCCAAGUCCCUGUGUAUCAGGAUGAAUAUCUUUCCUGUUAGAAGCCCUCACUGAAAACCUUCCGUUUUACCUCACACACAGAGUGAACAUGGUACUUUUUUCAGACAAGAUUUGGAAAGGCAACUGAGUGAAAUAUCUUUGCAGUAGUUUCUUUCCAGAUCCAAAGAUGACUACAUAGAGACCAACACUGCCUGUCUCUGCAGUACCUAUGAGAGAGACCUGAAAGUUAAUUCAGGGUUAGAAGAUGGAGUUCCUGGCCUAGUGAGGAGAGUGGAAAGGUGUGUAUUUAUGGUAGAGGUACAUGACUUAGAAGCAGCACUGAAUUUUAGAAAGAAAAGGCUCAUGCUCUCUGGGUUAGGGAAGUUUCUUUGCUGUUAAAACUAAAUGCAUAAAAUAAAAUAAAAAUUUUAAGCCAAUAUGUUAAGGACUUUGUUGGGAAGAACAUACCAAUGUUAGGAAAACAUUUCUCUGAAUUGUCAAUUAUGUACUUUAUAAAGAGAUUUUGAAACUUGUAUGCUUCAUUUUGUGUGACAUGAGCUUCUGCCCUAGACUUAGUUUUUAUUUGUAAGCUGAAAAAGGUGGUUCUAUCCAUAUAAUUGCUGCUUUGACAUAAUUAAUUCGUUUUCCCCUCUCUUAGGACAAAACAUGAGGGAAUACUACUUUGUUCCCUUUCACUUUUUACAUCCAUCUUUUCCAAGAAAGGUGUAGAACAGUUUCAUUAAACGGUUCUUGAUGAGGCUCUUGCUUUAGCUUGUGGUGUGCCAGAAUGCACAGAGAAGCGCUGAUGACAUAAAUCUGUUCUUAUUUGCUGCAGAUGACACCAUUGCCAGCUAUUAAUGACUGAGACUGCUGUCUCUGAAUUGUCACGUUAGAGCCUUUGCCCUCCACAGGGUUAGUGGGGUGUUAGUGACACCACCACAGGCCAGGUGUCCAGCAGGCUCUCCCUGGGGCCUCUGUGGUCCACUUCAUCCUGAGCAGCACUGGUGUUCCAUGUGGCACCAGACUUCAAGCAGGUUUCUAAUUGGUCUUAAAAAUUCCAUAAUGGAGUCAUGAUUACAGGAUCUGCCACUGCAAUGUCUCACAGUUGGACAGAAUUCACAUUGCUGAAACAUCUGUUUGCAAAUGCUUUAUGGAUUGCUCUUCUGUGACAAUGGCCUGUAUCAGUGACAUUUUAAAAUAUGUGUUCACCUGUUAACCAGGUUGGUUUCCAUUCCUAGGUCUAUUCCAGAAUGCCUCAAAUAAAAUUCCUAAGUAUAAUUUCUGCUGACCUGUAUGAUAGGCUUAGUCACUCCUUGGAAGGUAUGAGAGGAAUAUUCAGCAAACAACAAAAAACAGCCUUUGCUAUGAAAAGUAUUCACUACUUUUAAUAUCUGUUUAAUAGGGGAAAUGUUUUAUGAGAUGCCACCAAUAAGGAUUGGGAGUGUGUGGAAUACCAUUGUGCUGAUUUUAUUUAUUUAUAUACAUUCAUUAAAAUGACUCAGUGUUGCGUUUAGCUUUACCUCAGCUCUCCUCUUGUUAGCCAAGAGCCCAGUGUCCUUGGAAACAGUAACCAAGGUUACUUAUUUCCAUACUAUGUAUUGUGUUAGGCAGCUUCACCCCACUGCCGGAGUGACGAUUAAAGGUGGUCUUCUUUUUUGGUAUUGUAUUUUGCUCUUUAAAAUUUUAUGGCUUAGUGUGUAAUUUAAUUUUUGUCUGGACAUGUCUGAGAUAGAAGAGGUACAGGGUGUAUUAGGAUAUUAUCCAUGCUUUAUUUUUCCUGUGGCUACUAGUUAGCAUUCCAUAUGGGUUGCGUCUUUUAAAUCGAUUAUUUUGUGUAGAUGUAUUUUGUUUUCUGUUUAAGGAUGCUUUCUAAUUUCCUUUUAGGUUUAAAAAGAUUCUAGGGCCUUUAUGUUAUAGAAAAUUUGAGAUGUUUGCUCUGCACUGGGACCAAUACAGAAAUCCCUCUUACCACCUUCUGCGUCAUACGCCUUUCUUUGUGACCAGCUAAUAAAUGGCUUUGACAUCUUCAAAGACAUUUGCUAUUCAGGAGGGUGUGUAUUAGCCUGUUGUUGGCCACUCCAGCAAAUGUCCGAAUGCAGGGCGAGAUGUGUUUGGCCUCAGCCUGUUUUAAGUUACUUAGUAUUUCUUUGGAAAAAUGUGUACCAAAUAGCAAUAUGGCAAGCCCCCUCCUUACAAAGCCAAGCCCAUGAAAUGAAGCUUAACUAAAACAGCUUUCUGGUGAAAAUGCCACUUUAUAAAUACUUUCCUAACAAAACACCAUUAAAAUGAAAGUGUACUUGAUUCCAUUAUAUUUUGAUGUGAUUGUGUGACUUAAAAAAAAAGUAUUCAUAUGUAAGUGACAUUAUUUUGUAGCUGUGGCUGUAUUAACCCAUGAAUGCCAUGAAAAUGGGUUGUCUUUUGUGUUGUGCGGUGUGAAAGUUAUUCCUAUAUUUUAAAAGUGGCUUUUUUGUUUGGUUUAUAUUUUAAUAAACAAUUUCCCUAAAUGACAUGUUUAGACAUUAUAAAGCUUGGUCUCUAAAAUAUUUUCAGAGUUUGUUCUGAAAUAACCACUUGCUAAACUCCACUGGCAGGGAAACAAACGUAGAGGGAUGUCACAGCUACUAGACUUCCUCUGUCUUUCCCCUGCUGGGUCAUAGAUGCACAUCACAAGGAUGAAUAGAGGCCUAAGCAUUUAGACUAGAAAGGUGUAAGGCUUCCCAAGUGCUAAAAACACUCUUAGUAACAUCCCAAUAGUGAUGUUUACCAGGACUGCUACAGGAAAAUCCCCUUAAUUACCAAGAACAUCUGUCACUGGGUGGGUUCAAACCACCAGCCUUGGGGUUAGCAGCGGAUCGCAAACCACUUGCGCCACGAGACUUAAAACAUGCCUUCACACUAAAGGAAGCUUCCUGAAUUGGUUUUGAUCAUGUGCUGAUGUAGCAUUUGUGGGUUCCUCUGAUUUCCCACAGAAACUAUUAACUUUAAUUUUCCUAUUUAGACAACAACAACUAUGCUGGUUUAUGAAAGUGAGCAAAUGGUGUAAAACAAGAAAAGGGAGAUUAUAGAUGGAAAAACAUUGCCAGCGACCAGGUAAACAACUAACUCUGGGAUAUAAAUUACAUGCAGCCACUGGCAUUACAUUUAUGGCUUCUUGCCAUAAAAGAAGACCAAAAAAGUAGAAAAUUAUUCCAUGAAUAGGCAGGCUACAACCUAGCUGGCAGAUGAAGUAAAAUAAAGCAGUGCUGUGGCAGUGGUUCUGCUGUAUGGGCAGAUUUCCCAGUGGCUCCCCUAUCUAAAAGUAAGGGAAUGGCCUGGUAAACUCCCAGUGGCUUCCCAGGAGAGUGGAAAGGAAAAGAGCUCCAUCAUUGCUGACA
Messenger RNA from Trichechus manatus latirostris (Florida manatee), 8359 nucleotides. RefSeq names its product synergin gamma (gene SYNRG). The transcript is spliced from 23 exons. The coding region runs from base 11 to 4258 and encodes 1415 amino acids. The record is from RefSeq and is a predicted model, not a curated record. Gene Ontology annotation, molecular function: protein binding. Lineage: Eukaryota; Metazoa; Chordata; Mammalia; Sirenia; Trichechidae. Gene Ontology annotation, cellular component: clathrin coat of trans-Golgi network vesicle.